This is a messenger RNA of Exserohilum turcica Et28A, 300 nucleotides long. RefSeq lists its product as uncharacterized. Lineage: Eukaryota; Fungi; Ascomycota; Dothideomycetes; Pleosporales; Pleosporaceae. The transcript is spliced from 3 exons. The record is from RefSeq and is a predicted model, not a curated record. Bases 1 to 300 code for a protein of 99 amino acids.
AUGCAGUUUUCUGUCUUCUCUACUGGCUUCCUUGUUGCCAUUAUUGCCAACACUGCUUUUGCAGCACCCCCCAACCUAAAGACCAGGGCAAAAGGAAGCGGUUCAUGCUAUGCAGGCGUUGAUUGCUGCUACAGCAGUUCAACCGCGUGUUAUCGACAGAACAUCUGGCCUGCCGGUUAUAUCAAUUGCAAUGUCAAUGGGGCAUCAACAUGGUGCUCUGACGUAGGAAUCACAAAGGCCCAAUGUGAUGCCGAUUGCUGCUCCGUUUCCACUGGGUACGGUCGCAGCUGCCCUGCCUAA